This is a messenger RNA of Aspergillus pseudoviridinutans, 2058 nucleotides long. RefSeq lists its product as uncharacterized. The record is from RefSeq and is a predicted model, not a curated record. Gene Ontology annotation, molecular function: oxidoreductase activity. The transcript is spliced from 2 exons. Bases 1 to 2058 code for a protein of 685 amino acids. NCBI's taxonomy places the organism in Eukaryota, Fungi, Ascomycota, Eurotiomycetes, Eurotiales, Aspergillaceae.
AUGCGAACAAACCUUAGUCGCUUCACCGUUUCCUUCUCCGAUUUGGCCUGGGAGUCGGUGCUUGGGACUGCUGAUGUGCCUAUGUUCCCGCAGGCGUGGCAAGUGGGCAGAUACCUGGAGACCUAUGCGGAGCGGUACUUGUCUGGCGAGGUGGUCAGGUUGGGGUGUGAGGUUGUGCGUGCGGUUCGGGAGGUGGUUGGUGGCCGGCCGCGGUGGACCGUGCAGUGGGUGCAGAGGAGUGGAAAUGAAGCGCAGGGAGAUGAUACCGAGCAACGCGCAGUGGAGACCGAAUACUUUGAUUUCCUGGUCGUUGCUUCGGGGUACUUCUCUCGUCCGUAUACACCGGACACCCCUGGACUUGCUGCCUUCGCCGACAGAACUGUCCACAGUUCUGCGCUACGCAGCCUUGAAGAUCUGAAUGCGAUUGUCGAGAAGGGUUCCGAUGGAGGAAGGUUAGUUGUCGUAGGAGGAAGUAUGUCGGGCGUGGAGGCAGCUUCCUCUCUUGCCCUUCACGUUUCUUCGUUGAGGUCAGCGCCAGGGUCAUCGAUGCAAACAGGUAGCUUCCCUGAGGUCUACCACAUAUCCAGCCGGCCUUUCUGGACGGUGCCGACCUAUAUACCACACACUCAGAGGGACAAUGCGACUGGCACGGAGACGGUAUCCCUGCUCCCGCUUGACUUGGCUAUGUAUGAUUUGGCUCGGCGGCCACCAGGGCCGGUUGAGUAUGCCUUUGGCCCUGUCUCGGCAGCGCAGGUCGCCAAGGUGAACGGUUAUUUCCGAUCCGUUUUAGGAGAAGACUAUACCAGUAUCGGCCCCGGCGAUAUUGAGUUAGAGAGUGGCGAAGAGGAGGCUCUGCAGCCUCCGUGGGUGGCCAUAGGGAAUGACUACGCGGAGUUCGUCCGGUCAGAAGCAAUCAGAACAACUAUCGGCCGUGUUUCAGCCGUGCAUGCUUCCUCACCUGGUCGGGUAAAAGUUGACAUUGAGCAACCUGAGAAAGAGAGUAUGUUGCUCGAUGAUGUUGCAGCGAUUGUCCUGGCUACGGGAUUUACCCCGUUUCCUUCGCUCUCCUUCCUCCCCGAAGACGUUCUUUCUGCGUUGGAGUAUUCACCCGACGACUCCUUCUUCCCGCUAAUCCUAGAUGGAAAGGGCACCACUAAUGCCAAUGUUCCUGACCUGGGCUUUGUCGGAUUUUAUAGAGGACCAUACUGGGGCGUGAUGGAAAUGCAGGCUCGAAGCCUUGCGCACACCUGGGCUCGAGCUGACACAGAGUAUGGCAUUCAGUUUCCAGCGAAAGAGCUGGAGGACAGAGCGCAGGAAAGACAGUGUGUUCGUGAAUAUCGGAAUGCGGAUCCGGAUCUUCAUCGAGGACAGUUCCCAAUGGGAGAUUAUACCGGGCUGAUGGAGUCCUUUGCUCGGGAUCUAGGGAUACGCCGUGCUCCUUUGCCGGAGCUUAACGAACGUCCUGGCCCUGUUGUACCGGCGCGGUAUGCACCGUCUGGACCAGGGACCGCCGAUAUCCAGAUGAGUUUGCAAGCUCUGCAAGAGACUCUACGACCUAGAAGGGGAAGUGCCAGUCCAGCAGUAGCCAUGGCGAUCUUUCGAGCCCUUCACGGCAGCUGGGAUUUCAGUCGAUCAGGACAAGGUGGCGUAUCAUCCGGCAUUUCUUCAUUCUCCCCGCGAUAUCCUUCUAGCUCCACUUAUGAGAAGGAAUAUCUGUACGAGGAGAGUGGGCAGAAGUUUGCAAGCUUUGUGUACCGGCUCACAGAUAGUCCCCAAGAUGCGGAGAUUACGAUCUGGUCCGCUAACUCUCAGGAUAAGACUGCUGUUGCCCUCUUGUAUGGCCUAAGGAUCUUGGACCAGGAGGGCUCAAGCACGUUAAGUCAGGGAGAGUACACUAUUCGCGCAACUGGCAGCCAGUGGAGCAGCAACUGCACGUAUGAAUACGUGUUUCGAUUCAACGGCGCAGCCAUAUCGUCCUGGGAAUAUACGGUUCGCAGGCCACCGGAACACAGCGUUUUAUUGAGUAGAACGCUAUACAGACGCGUACAAAAUACGUGA